UGGACGCUGUAACGGAGAGGUCGGAGCGGAACCGGGGUGUCUCGCGGUAUCUCUCGGUAUGUCCGGUCUGCUGGUGACUCCGCGGUGGAAAGGGUUUCCCCGUCGCAGCUCUACCAAUCUCUCAUUCUCAGAUGGGGGGGCAGACUCCCAGGAGCCCCCCCCACUGCCGAGCGCCGACGGCGAGCUCCAGAUCGAGGGGGUCAUUGACUGCGGUAAGGAGGUGAUGAGCUGUCGCUUUAACCCUUCAGGGACCCUGCUGGCUGCGGGACUUGUUGAUGGCACCAUAAAGGUAUACUCGGUGUCAGACUGGAGCUGCGUUCACACACUGAAGGACGAUCAGACAGCCGCACAUCAUCUCCCUGUCACCGCUGUCAGAUUUGUCCCCGGCAGACAGGCGUCUCAGGGAGAUCUGCUCCUGGCCACAUACGCCGGCGGGCAGGUGAAGUUCUGGCACGUCUCCACCCAGAGCUGCGUGCGGUCUCUCCAGGAGGACAGACAGACCCUCGCCGUGACCUUCAGCCCGUCGGGGAGUCAUUUCCUAACCGCAGGUUCCAGCGACGAUAUUAACGUCUACGACACGGAGACCGCGGCGCGCAUGAACGUCUGCCAGCCCAGCCCCUCCGUGUCCGUGAUGGACGGCCAUCGCUCGCGGAUCUUCGGCCUGGCUUUCCACCCGUCGGGCGAGGAGGACUUUGUGUCCGGGGGUUGGGACGACACGGUGCAGUUCUGGAACAUCCGUCAGAAGCAUUCGUUACGGAGGAUUUCGGGGCCUCACGUCUGCGGGGACUCGCUGGACAUCGACCCAGAGACCAACGAGAUCCUCGUAGGAUCGUGGAGGAAGCAGGAGAGCCUGGAGAUUUGGGAUUCUCAGACCGGACAGAAACGGCAGACGGUGCCCGAUGACUACAGGGGCCAGUCCAGGGUGUACAGCUGCCGUUGGCUGGGCCCAGAUCACAUGAUGGUGGCAGGAAGUGACAUCAACAUGUGCCGCGUUAUUGACCGCGGCUCGCUGAUGACCCGCGGAUGUCUGAUCGACCUCCCCGCCGGUGUCUAUAGCACGGACGUCUCUUCCUCCGCUCCCCCUCUCCUCGCCGUGACCUCCGGCCACAGCCUUUACCUAUUGCGCUUUCAGCAAUCUAAUGAGCUCCACUGAGAAGACCCC
This is a messenger RNA of Spea bombifrons (plains spadefoot toad), 1162 nucleotides long. RefSeq lists its product as uncharacterized. The record is from RefSeq and is a predicted model, not a curated record. The coding region runs from base 59 to 1153 and encodes 364 amino acids. Gene Ontology annotation, molecular function: protein binding. The transcript has 11 exons. Lineage: Eukaryota; Metazoa; Chordata; Amphibia; Anura; Pelobatidae.